Messenger RNA from Trypanosoma brucei brucei TREU927, 1005 nucleotides. RefSeq lists its product as hypothetical. The record is from RefSeq and is a predicted model, not a curated record. The coding region runs from base 1 to 1005 and encodes 334 amino acids. Lineage: Eukaryota; Euglenozoa; Kinetoplastea; Trypanosomatida; Trypanosomatidae. The transcript has a single exon.
AUGUCUGUUUCGUUUUUACUCGGAUGGCAAUUAUUUAUUCUUUCCUUCCAACAAUUUCUACUUACCGAAUAUAUAUAUAUAUAUAUAUUUCACGUAUUAUUGUGUAUUUACAUUUGGCAUAAGGAAGAAUCCACAAAGAAAAAAAAAAGGAGAGAAAGAGAAAGAAAGAGAGAGAGAAAGAGAAAAGAAAAAAAAAGAAGCAAAGGAGGUAUGACGCAAUCGCAAUCGCAAGGACAUCCACGGGUUGGGCCUGCGCCCCUCUGUAUCGAUUACCCCACGCAACAGCCCCUUUGCCCAGAGUUUACGUAUACCACUGAUAUCAUCGCGUUAAUGGCGCCACCUCGCAUAGCCGCUAAGUUUUCACCAUGUUUUCGCAAAUACAGUUGGGACCCGUAUGCGGUGCUGCUCACAGAUCACGAUUUAGAACGUGUAAAGAAAUCAUACAGGCGUGCAACGGCACCUCCCGCCAUCGCCUCGUCACCAACGCGGCAACCCCCUCAGCAAAAUCCUGCUGAUAUGGAUAUCAAUGAUAGUCACCAUAAUCACAAUAUUGAUCAUUCGCCAUCACGGCUGCCACAGCUUUGCCAACAACAACAACAACAACAGGAACAGCAACAACAGGAACAGCAGGAGCAGGAGCAAAGCCUACAACAGCAACAUCAACAACUGAAACUACAGCAACAGCAACAGCAGGAGCAACAGCAACUAAAGCAGCAAAGCCUCCAACAACAACAACAACAACAACACCAACAGCAGCAGCAGCGACUGAAACGACAAUCAUUACAACAACAUCAACAUUAUCAUCAACAUCAUCAUCGUCGAUAUCACCCGUAUGCUCAACUGCAUCACGGCGGUGGCCAUCAGAGCCGCGGGGUGCAUCAUCCGUCAUGGCAUAACCGACAGCCGGUGACUUGGAGGGCAAUGGGACCCAAUCAAGAUUCUGAAUUCAAAUCUGCAGGAGGGCGUUCAGCUGCUCGAGGUUCCAGCGCCCGCUUCAGUCGCUAA